Molecule: messenger RNA, 3501 nt
Organism: Myripristis murdjan (pinecone soldierfish)
Lineage: Eukaryota; Metazoa; Chordata; Actinopteri; Holocentriformes; Holocentridae
Gene: cip2a
Product: cellular inhibitor of PP2A
Exons: 21
Coding region: 585-3293 (902 amino acids)
Source: RefSeq, a predicted model, not a curated record
GGGUGGAGAUGGGGGUACCCAGUUUGAGUUGACUCGAGUUAUCAAAUAUAUACAAAGAAAAACGAUUAUAUUUAUUUUUUUUAGGUCAAUAAACAAUUAAAUUUCAUAAUUAUUUUUUGUGUGCUCGAUAACUAUAACAUUUAGUUUUGUCAGUUGAAGUUUAGUCCCGCGGUCCCCCCCGCCGUGGUUUGGUUCGUUCCGGCGACGUUCGAAGUUGGAAGCGGGAGGAAGCAGCUGUCGUGUCGGUGAUGAUGUCUGUCUAAUACCCGGUGUCAUCGGCAGUGUACGUUAGUGUAAAACAACUCUGUAACAUUCAAAUAGAUCAAUAUUUCAUUUUAGUGAUAUCGAAAUACAUUAACAGCCGUUUAAACGUUUCAUACAAGGCGUAAGUCAUGAAGCGGAGCCGCUGUCUGGAUCGUUACUAAGCAACGCUAGCCUGUUUGCUAGCUCGCGACGUGAGUGUGUGUUAGCCACAACUUUUUGGCAAGAGCGGCGGUGUAAAAACACGUCUAAUUUGAUAUUUAAAUACCGUGCUGCCUUUUUUUUUUUUUUUGGUGGCGUAAUUAGAAUAGUGUUUGUAUAGGAUGGACGUGACUACGAGUUUGAAGUCUCUGCUGCUAGCUAUCCAGCAGUACAGGGGCAACAAGACAGCCCAGAACACCGUGCAGCUGCAGAGACAGGUGGAGGAGGUGUCGGGUCUGAAGUGUGACCAGCUGUUGUCUUCGGGUCAGGUGCUGCCCUCUGAGUGUGUGAGCGGGCUGGUGGAGCUGGCCGGGGACCCGAACAGCAUCCCUGCCCUCACAAGCACCAUCAUCUCUCUGCUGGCACAGCUGGCCUGUAAUGAUGAGAGCCGGGAGAUGCUCCACAGCAGCUACAACCUCACCAGCACCCUGGCCUCCAUAAUCCACUGCCACAGUGCCACACCUGGAGAGCCGCUGGUACUGCAGUGUCUACAGCUGCUGCAGAAACUGACGUACAACACGAGGACGUUCCACACCACAAACUACAUCCACGAGCUUGUAGCGUUUCUUGUGACCAACAUCCAGUCUCAGAAUGAUGACAUCAUCAUGCCGUGCCUGGGCCUCAUGGCCAACCUGUGUCGCUACAACCACUCAGUGCAGAGCCACAUCAAGUCUCUGGAUAAUGUUAAGCCAUUCUACCGUACACUGAUCAAUUUCCUGGCCCACAACAGUCUGACUGUGGUCGUUUUCACCUUGUCCAUCCUGGCUAGCCUCACACUCAACGAGAAGGUUGGAGAGAAGCUGUUUGAUGCAAAGAACAUCCACCAGACUUUCCAGCUUGUUUUCAACAUCAUCGUCAAUGGCGACGGCACUCUGACCAGGAAGUACUCUGUUGAUCUUUUGGUUGACCUGCUGAAGAGCCCCAAGAUAGCAGACUAUCUCACCAGGUAUGAGCAUUUCUCAGCGUGUGUGUCUCAAGUCUUGGGGCUCCUGCAUUCAAAAGACCCAGACUCUGCAGCGAAGGUGCUGGAGCUGCUCCUGGCUCUGUGCAGCAUCUCGGGGCUGCGCUCUCUGCUGUGCGAGGUGGUUUUCCGGCCGGCGGGACUCAAACUGAGAGCUGGGGGUCGCAGGCAGGGAGCGGGCCUGGACAAGGCGGAGCCCGGGCUGGCUCUGGUGCAGUGGCUGAGCUCACCUGUGGAGGGCGCCGAGUCCUGCUCCCUCCAGGCCCUGCAGCUGCUGAGCGAGCUGCUGGAGGAGGCGUUGGGAGCAGACAGUGUGUCGGCGUCAGUGUUGAGCUUUGUAGAAAUGUUGCUCCCGGUCCUGUUGGGGCUGCUGAAGGGCCUCAAUCCUGCACAGGGAGAGGCUCAGCUGAGGAAACACUGCCUUCGUGUCACAAAUGUGACCAAUCUGCUGCUGGUCCUGUGCUCUGAGGACUCGGCCAGGCAGCUGGUGUCUCUCCAGGUGAGCGCUAAGCUCUGCCUCUCACAGGUCGAAUCCCUCCUCUCCUGUUGUCAUAGCAACAACCCCCUCAGCUGCCCGCCUCCUGGCUCCGACACCGACCUCAGCCAGGUGUGUGCCGAGGCUGUGCUGAAGACUCUGGAGCUGAUGAGUAAGCUGAGACAGCAGGUGAAGGACAUGGAGACCAGCUUCUACAAGAUCCUGCAGGACCAGAGGAUGGUGACUCCCUUCUCUCUGGCCCUGACGUCCCAUUGCAGAGAGCGAGUUCAGACCGGCCUGGCGUUGCUGUUUGAAGCCACGCCCCUCCCAGACUUCCCCUCGCUGAUUCUAGGGGAAAGUAUAGCUGCCAACAACGCCUAUCGGCAGAGGGAGGCUGAGCUGUCUGUGAAGCGCGUCGCAGUGCAGGACGUCCCGACCGCCAGGACCAAUAUCAGCACACUGGACUCCUCCACUGCUUCCAGCAGGAGCGUUCAUAAUCUAAUUGAAAAACUACAGACCGGCUUGGAGCUGCAGGAACAGGUGGAAGACCUGAGAGUGUCUGAGAUCAUCGACGUGUAUGAACAGAAGCUGUCAGCUUUAGCGUCGAAGGAGAGUCGUCUGCAGGAUUUGUUGGAGGCCAAGGCUCUGGCUCUCUCUCAGGCCGACCGCCUCAUUGCUCAGUAUCGCUUCCAGAGAGCGCAGGCUGAAGCUGAGGCCCGUAAGCUGGGCGGCCUGCUGAAGGAGGCGGAGCGGCGGCGGGAGGAGCUGCAGGGCGAGCUGGGGAGCCAGGUGCUGGAGGUGGAGCGCUCCAAGGCCGACAUGGAGGAGCUGCUGCAGCACAACGCCAGGCUGCAGCAGGACUCGCAGGAGCACCAGGCGCUGAAAGGAGCCUACAACUCCUUGCUCAACAGGUUUAAUGAGAGCGAGCGUCUGCUGAAGGAGCUGCAGGCGGCUCACAUCGCCCUGACCAAGCAGAACGACACCCUGAGGAAGAGCCACGAAGCGCUACGACUGCAGCACGACAAGACGGUGUUGGCGCUGGAGGACAGGGAGGAGAAGAUCACGUCGCUUCACUCAGAGCUGCAGCAGAGAGACGCUGACAUCACAGGUCUGCGUGUGGAGCUGCAGGCGGAGGAGCAGCGGACGAAGGAGAAGGAUCAGGAGAGGAGGGAGCUGGAGGAGACGGUGGACGUCCUGAGGAAGGAGCUCAACAAGACGGAGCAGGCCAGGAAGGACGCCAGCAUCAGGGCCUCGUCUCUGGAGCUGCAGAAGGGCCAGAUGGAGGCCAAGCUGAGGCAGAAGGAGGAGGAGCUGAACAAACACUCGGCCAUGAUCGCCAUGAUCCACAGCCUGAGCAGCGGCAAGCUGAAGAGCGACGUCAACCUGUCGCUCUGACCACCAAACACAGACUUCUGAUCGUUAUUUUAACCAGUCAAAUAAACCUAAGUGCAGUGUAGGAUUUUAAAUAUGAAUCUAUUGUCUCCUUAUGAAUUACUCCUUUUUAAUGUCAUGCUGGACUUGUGUUUUAAUAUUAAUACGAAUAUUUGUAUUUUUUAUGUGUCUGUCUUUAUUGUUUGGUAAUAAAUGAUGAACAUGUGUUGGU